AUGCUCUCACGUGCUGCUGCAGUGAAGGCACCCCGCACACACAACCGUCGCUGCGUGACCGGAUCCAGCGGAAGGAGGAGGGAAGGAGGAGAGAGUGAGCCGCAGAGGCCCAAAAUGUCCCGGCGUGUGUUUACUUCGGCGCUGCUGCUGCUCCUCGUCGUGAUGAUGUGCUGCGGCACUGGCGGAGCUGCGACCGCUGUGGGUCAAGAGUCAGGUCAGGGAUCUCAACCAGGGAAAUUGUUUGCUUGGAGAGAUGUGAAAGAAGGAGAAACAGUGAGUUGGCUUCGUGGUCCCAGCCUUGUUGAGGUGAAUGGAGAGGUGUUUGCCGUUGCCGAGGCGAAGUGCGAGAAGCAGGACGAAGGCCGUUUUACUGGGAUUGCCUCGAAGCUCCUGACGUUGACUGGUGAACAAGCAAAAGAAGAUUUGCUUACGGCUCAAGUGAAGACACAAGUGCUGGAGGAAUGUCCUUCCAAAAAAAAUAAUUGUGCUUCCCAAGAAGCUGCCCGAGCAGGUUCCCGAAGAGUAUCGGGAGUACGUGUGAGCCGGCCAACAACAGUUGUGCAUGGAACUGAUAUUUACAUGCUUGCUGGAAUCUACGGCCUUAAAGGUGCCGCUGGUACUGGGAAGAAUAGAACAGAGGAGGUGGGGCUUUUGCUGGCGAGAGGGAACAUCAGUGUUGAUGAUGGCCGUAACAAAACAAUUCAUUGGACUGAUAUUGACACUCUCCCGGUAAUUUCCAAUAUCCAACGAAAUAAAUCUUUGAGUGUGCCGUCUGGCGGCGGUGGAUCGGGCGUUAAGAUGGAGGACGGUACUCUUGUGUUCCCUAUGGAAGGAAAAAAAGUGAGGACGGGGGAGUCGAAUGGCACAGAUGCAGCUGGGGGGAGAAACACCGUUUCUCUGUUCAUAUACUCCCCGGAUAAUAAGAGUUGGAAGCUGUCAAAGGAGAUUUCUGCCGAUGACUGCAGUGAUCCCUCCGUUGUGGAGUGGGAGAAGGACAAACUCAUGAUGAUGACUGCGUGUGAUGAUGGCCGCCGCAGGGUGUACGAGUCCGGUGACAAGGGGGAUUCGUGGACGGAGGCAAUCGGGACACUCUCGCGCGUGUGGGGCAACAACCACAAGGGACAUGAGAGGCGCGUUAGAAGCGGGUUCACCACAGCGACGAUUGGCGAUAACAGGGACGUGAUGCUCGUUACUCUGCCGGUGUAUUCAAAGGAGGAAGACAAUUCAAAGGGCGUACUCCAUCUUUGGCUGACGGACAAUACGCACAUUGUUGAUAUUGGGCUGGUGUCCGGGAACGAUGAUGACGUUGCCGCCAGCACCCUGCUGUACAAAAGUGUUGAAAGUGGAGAUCAAGGAAAUAAAGAGGAGAAGUUGAUUGCACUGUACGAGAAGAAGAAGGGGGCCGAAGGGAAGACACCAUCACCCGGUAUGGUCUCUGUGCGUCUGACUGAGCAGUUGAAGCGGGUGAAGGAGGUGCUGGCGACCUGGAAGGAAGUGGACGAACGUGUCUCCAAGCUGUGCGCCACUUUACUUGCACAGGUUACCUCAACUGACAAUGCCUGCAGCGCUGGUAAGAUCACGGAUGGGCUGGUUGGCUUUUUGUCCGGCAGCUUCUCUGAUAACACAUGGAGGGACGAGUACCUCGGGGUGAACGCCACAGUAAAGAGCGGUAUUGGUGCGGAUAAUGGCGUGACGUUCACGGGGCGUGGUGCAGGGGCGGAGUGGCCUGUUGGCAGGCAGGGGGAGAAUCAGCUGUACCACUUUGCGAACCACAAAUUCACUCUUGUGGCGACGGUGUCCAUCCACGGUUUGCCAAAGGACGGAGAUACCUCCAUUCCAUUGAUGGGUGCGAAGGUGAACGAUGGCGCUAAGAAUACUGUACUCCUGGGACUGUCGUACAACAGAGAAAAGAGGUGGGAAUUGUUGCACAGUGGCGAAAAGACGUCGGAGCCCAGCAGGACUUGGGAGCCGGGGACAACGUACCAAGUGGCCAUUGUGCUACAGAACGGCAACCAGGGCUCCGUUUACGUCGAUGGUCAGCGUGUGUGUGAGAGUGUGCAAAUUAAGUGGGAAAAUACGGAUUCGAAAGGGAUCUCACACUUCUUCAUUGGAGGGGAUGGAGGCAGCGCAGAGAACACAGGGGGUGACGAAGGUGUAUCUGUGACUGUGAGGAACGUCCUGCUGUACAACCGUCCGUUGAGCUCCGAAGAGAUUGCAGGGCUUGCCAAAAUUAAUAUUCCAAAGUCAGUGGCUGCGCGUGCUUCUUCACCAGCUGUGUCUCGCCCGAAGAGCUCUUCUGAAUCCUUGGCGGGAGGAGCAACGGGUGUCGGUACCGCUCGUCACUUUGGGGCAAAUGGUGAUGGCAGCACUGUUUGCGGAAGCGGACUGCUGCCGCUGAUCCUUCUGUUGGGACUGUGGGGGUUUGCGGCUCUGUGA
Molecule: messenger RNA, 2436 nt
Organism: Trypanosoma cruzi
Lineage: Eukaryota; Euglenozoa; Kinetoplastea; Trypanosomatida; Trypanosomatidae
Product: trans-sialidase, putative
Exons: 1
Coding region: 1-2436 (811 amino acids)
Biological process (GO): ganglioside catabolic process; oligosaccharide catabolic process
Cellular component (GO): membrane; intracellular membrane-bounded organelle; cytoplasm
Molecular function (GO): exo-alpha-sialidase activity
Source: RefSeq, a predicted model, not a curated record